Molecule: messenger RNA, 5204 nt
Organism: Galleria mellonella (greater wax moth)
Lineage: Eukaryota; Metazoa; Arthropoda; Insecta; Lepidoptera; Pyralidae
Gene: eya
Product: eyes absent homolog 2
Exons: 15
Coding region: 609-2600 (663 amino acids)
Biological process (GO): multicellular organism development; negative regulation of extrinsic apoptotic signaling pathway in absence of ligand; positive regulation of DNA repair
Cellular component (GO): nucleus
Molecular function (GO): protein tyrosine phosphatase activity
Source: RefSeq, a predicted model, not a curated record
CAGUACAGCUUCGGAUAGCUGCGAAGCGCUGCUUUGUUAGUUGUUCAAUUGUUUACCGAUCUAUUUUUUUUUUAAUUUCCCUCCGCGGCUAUUAUUCUAUGAGUAAAAUUUUAAAACCGGAUUUAACGAAAACCCGUUUUUAAAAAUGGAACUUUUCAACGUUUUUAAUAAAUGUGACUCUUAAAAAAUUGUGCUCCAAGUGUUUAGUGGCAACAUUUGUAUUUAUUUUUUAAUUGUGAUUCUUUUGAAGAAAUUUUACUUUUUGAACUUUUAGGUAAGUGUGGUGCUUGUAAAAGAAUGGAAAUUAACAGUUAAAUAAUUGUGGUGGUGUGGCGAUUAAACUAUGGCAUGUUGGUUAAUUGGACAUGAACAAAAGCAUGCACUUGGCAUUCGAUAUACUAAUACUGACUACUGAUGUGGCUGAACUAUGAAUAGUAAAGAAAUAAAUCACAAGACACCGCCGAUAUACUAUAUGGACUCACCGUGCCGCUCAAAAAUAAAACAAUAGGCGUGCAAAAUGACAGCUCAAAAACUGUUUCCCGCUCAAAAAACUGUCAAAGUGACAUUCUGGUGUGGUGUGUGAGUGCGUUCGGAAUGCAAACUGCGACAUGGUAACACUGAUGCCGUGUAGCUACCUCAGCGGUGGGACAUCCCCGCGCUGCAGUUUGGACCACGUCGAGCCAAAGGCAAAACGACCGAGAACAGAGACUAAUACUGAUGUACCGGAUCGAUUAUCCGGCGAAGUCAACACUAGUCCGUGCGAGUCUGAAUCGACUUCAAAUUCCCCGCCAUCCUUACUGCAGGAUGCAACAUUACCAGCUCUCCUAGUAUCUGGAGCGACGACGCUGUUUCAGAACACUACAUCUGCGUCAAACUCGGCGCUGAGUUUGUCAGCUGUAGAUAGCUUAUGCUUACCUGGUAGUUCGGAGGUGGAGAGCUGUAGUUUGGCGAACGGAUGCACGGCGAGUACGACGCUGGGCGGCCUAGCCCUACCUCUGACGUCAACUGGCGGAUUGUGUUCAACCUCUUCAUCAUCUACGGUGGCCUGGUUAAUGAAUGAGGAUAGUGCGGGCGGUGUCAAGAGCGAGGUGCGCAGUCCAGGGCUGUGCGAAGCAGACGUGGCGCUCUACGGUGAGGCUCUGCCGUACGACCAGACCGCGCUGCCCUACCAGUAUUACAAUAGCAUGCAACAAUAUGGUAGCGGCGGCGCGGCGUCCUCGUACGUCAGUUCCUCGCUCUAUAACCAGCCUUACGCAGCAUACCCUCCCCCACACAAUACCAAUAACAGAUCGUCAUGCAAGGCAACACCUACCUACCUGAGUGCGUACGGUGUGAGCGGAGUAGGCAGUGUGCCGAGUACAGGGUUUGGCGCUCAGCCGUCACCAUACGCAUAUUCUUCAUACAAUGGAAGUUUGGCGCAGUCAUUCCCAGCCACACAACAAGACUACAGCAGUUACGCAGCUGGUUACGCGGACCAUAAUGUGGCACAGUACAGUGGAUACUAUGCCACGCCGAGCUACUCGCCGUAUGUCAGCUCGCCGAGUAGCAGCGGCAGUGCUGGCCACACAUCGUACCAUUUGGGGGGCGCUCUUUCUGAUUCCCCAUCCUCGAUGCUUCCUUCAAUGAACGAUACAAGUCCACUGUCGCCAAUAAAAAGUGAAGUACAUGCAGCAAGCAGAAGAUGUAGAGAGAACUCUGGAGAGAGCACAGCGAGCAGAUCUCGUGGCCGUGGCAGAAGGAACACUUCAUCAUCCCCAGCACAGCAUGUCCCCGAGCCCGCUACAGACAGAGUCUUCAUAUGGGACCUGGAUGAGACCAUCAUCAUAUUCCAUUCAUUAUUAACAGGCACAUAUGCCACUAAGUACAAUAAGGAUACUCAACAAAUAGUUCAAUUAGGAUUCAGAAUGGAGGAAAUGAUAUUCAGCCUAGCUGAUACACAUUUCUUCUUCAAUGAUGUAGAGGACUGUGACCAGGAGCACAUAGAUGCUGUAGCAGCUGACGAUAAUGGUCAAGAUCUAUCUGCGUACAACUUCGCAUCUGAUGGAUUCCACGCGGGCGCUGCACCUAACACUGGUUUAUGCGCGCCUGGUGUCCGCGGCGGCGUCGACUGGAUGAGGAAACUGGCCUUUCGAUAUAGAAAAAUAAAGGACACAUAUAAUAAUUAUAGAAACAGUGUGGGUGGCUUACUUGGACCGGCGAAGAGAGAGCAGUGGCUGCAACUGAGGGCCGAGCUGGAACAAGCCACCGACAAUUGGCUGACCCUCGCCUGCAAAUGUCUCAAUAUGAUUAAUUCUAGGGAGAACUGCGUGAACGUACUAGUAACGACGACGCAGCUAGUGCCGGCGCUAGCUAAAGUGCUUCUCUUUGGCCUCGGCGGCGUGUUUCCUAUAGAAAAUAUAUACUCCGCCACUAAAACAGGAAAAGAAACGUGUUUCGAGAAAAUAAAGCAACGCUUUGGCGAGAGGUGCACAUACGUCGUGAUCGGAGACGGUCAAGACGAAGAGGCCGCGGCCAAAGCGAAGAACUACCCAUUCUGGAGGAUAUCCAGCCAUUCUGAUAUAGCCGCGCUGUACAAUGCGCUCGACAUGGGCUUCUUAUGAUUUGCUGUUAUCCUGGUACUCGUUAUACUGUCCUAUGGAAUAAACUCUAUUAAAAUGGGCCUGCAAAUAUUAACAAAUUUGAAAGUAUUUUGAAGUCAUUUGAAAUGUAUAAGGGGACAGCCUUCAAUUAUGUGAGCCUAGAAAUAAAAAAGAAAGAAAGAAUAUUUUCUAUUUAUUGCUUAACUUGAAAAUACAGCGGAAACAACAGGAAAACAAUUAUCCAUUAAGAGAGAGAGAGAGAAGUAUGUCUCGUUAAAAAAAAAUUAACGAGUCAAAUAAAACGUAAAAAAACACUAUUUAUUUGCUGGUCUCUUCUAUAUCUAAACUAAUAUUAUAGGUUUAUGUUUAUUUUAGAAUCUCCUUACAUUGCACUAAACCUCACGUAAGAGGAGUGAGACAUCAAAAUUUUUAAAUAAAUCCCUCGCAUAAUUAAUGGACGUCCCCUUGUCAAAGGCCAAACCUUUAAGAAUUUCUAUCAAUUUAUGAUUGCCUAGUACAGUAACUAUAUCAGAUAUCAAUUUUAUAACAAUAUACAAAGUUUAAUUGGACUCGAUGGCUUGUUAAAAAGUACAGUUAGUUACAUCUUAGCAUCUGUGAGCCGUUAACAAUAGUUUUGUAGUUAACUUAUUAUGUUGGCCUAAUUGAUAUUUAGUUUAAAGCUCAAAGAUAGCUCAAAAUCUACGAACAAAACUCUUAAUUAAAUUGUAAAUAUAUAUUAAACUGUAGAAACGUUCUACACAAACAGUUUUAAGUCCAUUCCUACUAUGUAAGUUUUAUAUUCUAUACAAUGUACAGAUUUAGUGAAAUAAAGAAGUUUUAUAGUUCAAUGUAUUUAUGGACGAUUUCAGUAUAUUUUUUUUUAUUUUUAUUAUCUCUUUUUAUCUGCAAAGCAAGCAAUCGAGAAAUAUGUUCCUCUGCUAUGUUUAAGCACAACUUUUUAUAGCCUUACCUGUACAUAGGUAUAGGUGGCAUUGAUAAAUUGUAACCAUUCAUUUACAGUUUUAUCUACGCACACACACACAAAAUAUAAAUUUUCUUAAUUCAAUUUGUUAUUAAACCAAUUUAAAUUGAUGCAAUAAACUAGUUUAUAGAUAAACUAGUUUUGCGACAUUAAUGAAUAAAUAAAUAUUAUAUAUAUAACAAAAAUUGUAAUUUGUUGAAAAUCUGGAUCGCAAACUAAGCGAUAACCUAUAGCUUAGACACCAGAGUGCUUAAAGCCUUGCAGUUUACAGAUUUAAUUAAACAGCCCAGCACACUGGCAUUAUAAAAAUGAAUGGAUUUUAUAUUCUAUGAAAAUUAAUUGAUUACAUCAAACUGACGUCAAAAUUAUAAGAAAACUAGCCAAAACUUCUUCACUGUGCAUGUUAGAAAAAUUGCAUUUAAAAUGUCUUCCAUCGAACCACCAAUCUAAAUGUUCGGACACUGUAACUGAAUAAUAAAAACAUGUGAACACUUAUAGACAGUUAACCGCCAAUGUCUCUUAACUGACAUAAAAUAGUUGUUACAAUUUAUUCUAACUGCUUUUCUACAUUAUAUAAAGAAAUAUUUUUUUACAUCAGUAUAUAGAAAAAUUCUAUUAAAGUUCAACAACUUGACGUUUUCGUUUUUAUAAUAUUUGGAAUAAAUUCAGUAAUAUUUUCUGUGAUUCCUGUAAAAUGUAGUCCGUGUUAGUUCGAGGUUAUUUGCUGUUAACCAUCUUCACGCUACUUACUAUGUUUUUCGCGCGCAUUAUACAAUUGAAUGUACAAGUUUCUGCCCUAUAUUUCAUGUAACACGAGCGUAAAGGUGCAUUCACGUAUUUCCUGGGUGAGCGUAUUGGGUAAAGCUCAUCCAGUUAAUGUAAUAAAUAAAUAAAUUACUCAAGACAAUUUUUAGAAAAAAAAGGGAUCUUUUGAAAUUAUACGUUUUUAAAUCUUCAAAUAUUUCAUUACGUAUUACUUGAACGUCCCCUUAGCUGUGUAUGUACAAAUGAAAUGUAAUUAAUUCUGUUUUAGUCGUUAUCAUCUUUUUAAACAGCGUUCUACAUUUUAAUGAAAUAAGCAAUGAAACAAUAAUGAUCAAGAAAGCUCCACUAAUUUCGGAACCAAUCCGAAACCCUUAAUCGUCAGCAGUUCUGACGCUCAGACACGCGCUCGCGUCACAGCUACUCGAGUAAAUUAAAUCAGUAGUCAUUAAUUUACGCUUACGAAAUUUUUAACAAUGGUAGAUUCACAUUUACUUGUUGUUUUUGUACCCGUAUUUCUUUUGACUUUAUCAGAUUAUUCGAUAAAAAAGAUGCUAAUGAUUUCUUACUUCACCCUGUAUAUUCUAUCCAUUCGUAUAUUUAUAAGUAUGUAAAAUCUCCAAGCAAUUGAUUUGUUAUAAAAAUAAUUAUUUGCUGUAUCAACGAUUCAGUUGUAAAAGGCUUUAUUAUGUUAUGGAACGUAGCAAUAUUUGUAAUGUUAAAUGAAAUAGACAAAUCUAGGAAUAUGUAAAUACAGAUUAAAAACUAGUUUAAUGAACAUAGCUUAUUCUUAUUACGCUCUAAUAGGAAUAUUGAAUUUAAUUCGAAAGUUAUCAUUAUUCGAAUUGUAAAUAAAAUUAUAUUAUUUGAGAAUUUAAUCA